This is a messenger RNA of Cinclus cinclus, 2453 nucleotides long. It is a transcript of the gene MMEL1, whose product is annotated as membrane metalloendopeptidase like 1. NCBI's taxonomy places the organism in Eukaryota, Metazoa, Chordata, Aves, Passeriformes, Cinclidae. Gene Ontology annotation, biological process: protein processing. Bases 216 to 2453 code for a protein of 745 amino acids. The record is from RefSeq and is a predicted model, not a curated record. The transcript has 22 exons. Gene Ontology annotation, molecular function: metalloendopeptidase activity. Gene Ontology annotation, cellular component: plasma membrane.
UGAGGUUGGCAAAUCUGUGGACAAUCAAAUGGACAAAUACAUGUAAUAAUUUAGAAGUUUUCUUUCUCUCUUUGCUUUUACUCCGCUUCCCUUUUUUUCUUCUGUUUUUGUUUCUGUUUUUGUUUGUUUUUCUCGUGCAUUUCUUCUCCCGAUCCUGAUGUGGCCGUGCUGUUAACCCUUUCUCGCCCUCCCCUCCCCGAUUUAGAGUUACAAUAAUGGGGAAAUCAGAAAGUCAAAUGGAUAUUGUGGAAAAAUCGACCAAAUCCGGGAAGAAGCCCUGGAGCUUUGUGGCCAUCGGGCUGGCUGUCCUGCUGCUCCUCAUGACUUGUGCUGCCGUCGCCCUGGUGAUCCUCUAUGCCAGCAGCAGAGGCAACAUCUGCACCACCCCUGGGUGUGUGACAGCAGCUGCCAGAAUAAUCCAGAACAUGGACCCCACAGCUGACCCGUGCAAGGAUUUCUACCAGUACGCCUGCGGGGGCUGGCUGAACCGGCACGUGAUCCCAGAGACCAGCUCCAGAUACAGCAUCUUUGACAUCCUGAGAGACGAGCUGGAGAUCAUCCUGAAAGGUGUGCUGGAGACUCCAGAUCAAGGGGACAGAGAAGCAUUUCAGAAAGCUAAAAUCCUUUACAAGUCCUGCAUGAAUGAGAGUCUUAUAGAGCAACGAGAUUCCCUCCCUCUGCUGGAGGCCUUGAGGAUGGUUGGAGAUUGGCCAGUGGCUUCUGCAGACUGGAGUAAGACCAAAGAGCCAAGCUGGAGCAUGGAGGAAAACCUUUCCAUAAUGAACUCCAGGUUUAACAAACGUGUCCUCAUUGACAUGUUUGUGUGGAAUGACGACCGGGAUUCCAGCAGACACAUCAUUUAUAUUGACCAGCCAAGUUUGGGAAUGCCAUCCAGGGAUUACUACUUUAAUGGGGGCAACUAUCAAAGAGUGAGAGAAGCUUAUCUGCAGUUCAUGAUCACCAUCGCCAAAAUGAUCCGGGAAGACAAGAACGUGUCCAAAGAUGAUUCCUUUGUCCAAGAGGAAAUGGUAAAGGUCAUGGAGUUUGAAACAGAGAUUGCAAAUGCCACGACCCCCGCAGAGGAAAGGCAUGAUGUGACCUUGUUGUACCACAAAAUGACCUUAGCAGAGCUGCAGGAAAAGUUUGCAUUCAAUGAAUUUAACUGGACCUUCUUCAUCCAACGUGUCAUGUCUUCAGUAAGUGUUCAAGUGGACCCAGAGGAAGAGGUGGUUGUGUAUGGGAUGCCAUAUCUGCAAGAGCUGAAAGCAAUUAUAUCCAAGUACUCAGCCAGCACCAUCCAGAACUACCUCAUCUGGCGGCUGGUGAUCGAUCGGGUCAGCAGCUUGAGCCGGCGCUUCAAGGACGCUCGGGCCAGCUACAGGAAGGCCCUGUACGGGACGACGCUGGAGGACGCGCGCUGGAGGGAGUGCGUGAGUUACGUCAACAACAACAUGGAGAACGCGGUGGGAGCCAUGUAUGUCCGGGAGACUUUUGCUGGUGAGAGCAAGAGGAUGGUCCGGGAUUUAAUAGAGAAGAUCCGUGAAGUGUUUGUGGAGACUUUGGAUGAGUUACAGUGGAUGGACGAGGCGUCCAAGGAGAAAGCUCGUGAGAAGGCAAUGGCAAUCAAAGAACAAAUUGGCUACCCAGAUUAUAUUUUGGAAGAUCAGAAUGAGAAACUGGACCUGGAAUAUGCCAAUUUAAACUUCAGUGAACACAACUACUUUGAAAACAUCCUGGAAAACCUGCAAGCUGGAGCCCAAAAGAGCCUGAAAAAGCUUCGAGAGAGAGUUGACCAAGAUAUAUGGAUAAUUGGAGCUGCAGUGGUCAAUGCAUUCUAUUCCCCUAACAGGAACCAGAUAGUUUUUCCUGCUGGCAUUCUCCAGCCCCCCUUCUUCAGCAAACACCAGCCCCAGGCCCUGAACUUUGGAGGGAUUGGGAUGGUUAUUGGACAUGAGAUCACUCACGGGUUCGAUGACAACGGUAGGAAUUUUGACAAAGAUGGGAACAUGCUGGACUGGUGGAGCAAUUUCUCAGCGCUGCAUUUCAAGGAGCAGUCCCUGUGCAUGGUGCACCAGUAUGGGAACUACACCUGGGAGCUGGCUGGGGGACAGAACGUCAGUGGCAUAAGCACAUUAGGAGAAAAUAUUGCAGAUAACGGAGGAGUCCGACAGGCUUAUAAGGCCUACUUGAAGUGGCUGGAACGGGAAGGGAAGGAGCCAAAGCUGCCUGGACUGAACCUGUCCCACAAACAGCUUUUCUUCCUCAACUUUGCCCAGGUUUGGUGUGGCUCCUACAGACCAGAAUAUGCCAGUCAGUCCAUAAAGACAGACGUCCACAGCCCUCUGAAGUACAGGGUGAUGGGCUCCUUGCAGAACUUUGAAGCCUUCUCCGAGGUGUUCCACUGUAAGAAGGGCACGGCCAUGCAUCCCGCAGGGAAGUGCCGGGUGUGGUAA